AUGAAUCCACUACAUGCAAAAUGGAGGCCAGAACAGCACAGCAAGCGAAGAGAGAAGCGUCUGUACACGAAACUUCUAAAUAACGCAAGCCAGUGCCUUUCUUUCUCUGAAGAUGUAAUCAGAGAAAUGAGGCCCAUUCCAUAUAAAGAAAUUGAUUUUAGCUGGCUUUUCCAUGCCACGGGCCCCUUAGCAUCAAGUACCAAGUUAAAAAAAAUAAGGAGGAAUAAAGAAAUACACAACCUCAUUAAUCCUUUAACUCAACAAGCAGGCAAAUCUUCUGUACAAACCUCUGCAAAGAACGAUGUGAGCGAUGUUUUCAGAAAAACAAAACCGUUCGGGAUGUUGAAUGCGCAUACCUGUCUGAGGGAAACUUUUAUAGAGGAUCGGGAAGCUCAGAACAAUAGGUGGCCAGAGUUUGCAGCAAAUACAAAUCAACAGUUACAGCUCAGGAAAAAACACAGGAUAUCAGAUUAUAUUUUUUCUCCAGCGAGCACCAAUGUGCAGAAUCACUUAAACACCAAAAUAACAGUCAAGCACAUCGAGAUUCCCCUAGCCCCUCGUCUGCAUGAUAUCUUGAAUCCACAUGCAAGCAGCCAUGUCUCUGAACAGAAGAUUGUCUCAGCAGGAACAAAUAAAGCUUUAAAAGAGAAACAGCAAUGGAUGGAUCUUCAGCCUACCAAAAUUGACUACAGCCAAGAGCAUGGUCUCAGACCUCCUGAUUUUAUUGGACAGGAUUCUGAGACGCCAAAACUGUCAGUGGCCGAAAUUUCUGCUCUUCGAUAUGCAGUGGACAAGUGGAGGAUUGCGUGCAACGUCAAAUUGCCAGUGUGUAACCAGAGCGAUGCUAGUUGGCAGAGUGUGACCCUCAAGAGCCUACAACGAAAUCUUCGUGACCCUAAUUACCAGGUGCGACUGGAGGCCAUCAUAACAUGUGCAUCAAGAGCAGUUCAUGGACCACAAGUAGAGCUCGACCCUGGCAAAGCAGGUCAGCACUGGAACAGAUUGAAGCUAAAGGCAAUAACUCAGAAGCUGCAGGCCAUUAUUAACGCAGCCCUCAAUGACCCAGUAAAGAGAGUUCGGACGGCUGCUGCAGUGUGCCAGUAUGCCAUGAAGACGCCUAAUGCACAAGCCAGAGACAUACUACGAAGCAUGAUCAAGCAAGACCUGUCUGGCACUGGCACAGACAGCUGGGUGGCGGCACAAUGCUUGGCGAUAGAGGGUGACGUGAGUCAAGCUGUCAUACAGAGAAUCCUGUCACAGCACUUCCUCAGAGAUGCUCCUUCAGAUCAGGAAAAGUCUAUGAUGUUACUUUCUAAGAUUAGCAGCAAGACGACACUAGUGCGCUCUCUUCUGGCAGAAGAGUUAAACAAUGCUAACUGGAACGCUCGAGUUCAGGCCUGUAACAGUAUUGCAAAGCUCAAGAGUCCAAUCAACAAGGAUGUUUGCACCAAACUGCUCCACGUGAUGUGGAACGACUGGAGCUGUGCUGUUCGUCACGCUGCAGCAUUGGCUCUGAGUAAACUGGACGCAGCCAAAGAGAUGCACGCCGAGCUGAGCACAAAGCUGGAGGAGGGACCGAGUGCUCGCCGAGUCGAAGCGUUGACUUUUAUUGGUCAGCUCAAUAUAAUGACACCCACGCUACGUCCCACUUUCCUGCGGUGCUUUAAUGAUGACUGCGAGGCUGUGCGCAAACAAGCUUGCUUGACUGCAGCGUCUCUAAUGAUGAAAGAUCAGAUGGUCUUGGAUCAGCUAAUUAACCUGAUGCAGAAUGAGCCAUUAUGGGAGGUGAAAGUGGAUGCAAUUAAUGCUUUAGGGAAUAUAGGUUGGCUGAAUCCAGCUCUGCAGGAGCUGCUGAUGUGGGCUGUGCAUCAUGAGGAGGAGCCCGGUGUGCGCGUCGCUGCAUGUGAGGCCCUGAACAAUCUGGGUGCAAACGGCCUUCAGUUCCAGCAUUUCAUAGAGGAUCGUUAUACACUGGAACGCAACGCUGAGGUGAAGAGCCACAUUGAAUGUCUUCUGAAAAAGCAUGGAUACAGUCUGCAUGGAGACCAAAGCAAAAUGAAUGAUAUAAAGCUCCAGGUGAAGCUGAUGUGUUCGGAUCACAGCAUUACACAGAAAAUGCUCUUAAUGGACGAUCAGCAGCAGCAGAUGUUAUUGUGCUGA
This is a messenger RNA of Danio aesculapii, 2160 nucleotides long. It is a transcript of the gene heatr4, whose product is annotated as HEAT repeat containing 4. The transcript has 13 exons. NCBI's taxonomy places the organism in Eukaryota, Metazoa, Chordata, Actinopteri, Cypriniformes, Danionidae. Gene Ontology annotation, molecular function: oxidoreductase activity. The record is from RefSeq and is a predicted model, not a curated record. The coding region runs from base 1 to 2160 and encodes 719 amino acids.